Aphis gossypii (cotton aphid) is the source of this 2405-nucleotide messenger RNA. RefSeq lists its product as uncharacterized. The record is from RefSeq and is a predicted model, not a curated record. Gene Ontology annotation, cellular component: extracellular region. NCBI's taxonomy places the organism in Eukaryota, Metazoa, Arthropoda, Insecta, Hemiptera, Aphididae. The coding region runs from base 85 to 654 and encodes 189 amino acids. The transcript is spliced from 2 exons. Gene Ontology annotation, molecular function: chitin binding.
GUCGUAUUUAUAUUUAUAGGAUGGUAAUGCAAUUUGACGACGAUAGACACCAAACUGGACGGAUUGAAUCUUUUGAAUCAGAAAAUGGAGGGAUUGAAUCUUUUGAAUCAGAAAAUGGAGGGAUUGAAUCUUUUGAAUCAGAAAAUGGAGGGAUUGAAUCAUUUGAAUCGGGAAAUGGAGGGAUUAAAUCAUUUGAAUCGGAAAAUGGACGUUUUAGUGAAAUGUAUAAAAAAAAUUGGAAAAUAUAUGCGUCAAAGAUGGCAAAUCAGAACUUCAACACCCGAACUUCCAGAAGUGAUCCCGACAUAUCCGAAAACACAACAACCUGAGCCUGAAAAACCUAGUUCUGAAACUCCCGGAGAACAGAAAGAAAAAAGAAGAAAAAAGAAGAAGAAAGAGAAAGGAGAACCAGAAGUCAGUACCAGUGCAGGAACUACAUAUUCUUUUGAUCUAGAUGCCACGUUAUCAACUGGGCCCCCGUCGAGAGACGCAUUAAAAGCUCAAUGUAAAGAACCAAGAGGAAAUUUUCCAAGUCCAAAUUCCAACGAAAAGUACAUUUCAUGUUGGGAUGGAUCAGUAGUCGAACUGACAUGUCCUGAAAAUAUGGUAUAUCACCCAGAAAUAGGAUACUGUGUAGGAAAUUUUGGUGAUUAGAAUCACCAUAUUAAAAAAAUAAAAUUGGUGAUAAAAGUAGUAUAUUUUGGUAGGUUCUGAAACCUCAACCCGCAACCACCUCAACCUCAACCCGCAACCACCUCAACCUCAACCACCGCCGCGCCACCAUAUUCCCUACGUAACCGACAUAUCGUACAAGCAUUAUCAUUUUCUUAUCACUGUUAUCAAGCAUUAUUACCAUAAAUGUUAUCAAAUGUUAUCAUAUAUUUUUACCGCGCGGCCCGAUCACGGUCUUGUAUUAAAUCAACAUAUAUUUUUAUCUCACACAAUCAUAUAUUAUUGUAAUCAGUUAUCACUUUGUUAUCAAAUAUUUUUUACCGCCGCUCGCAUACAUUUAAUCAGUUAUAUAUUUAUUACCACCACCACCCAUUGAACGAUAUACUGUUAUAUUUAAAUACACGUUGAAUAAUAUACACAGAAUACUGUACUAUAAAAUAUUAUUCGCGGUUGAUGUUAAGAGACAUUUCUUAGAUGUACAUAUUAUAAAUAUUAUCGAUAAAUGAAAACUAAUAGCUUGCACCUGCAUACUUAGUACUCUAUUGCCAAAUCCUUUAUUCAAUUAACUAAUAGCUAUGAAAACUAAUAGCUUAAUAAUCGCACGUGUCGCCAGGAUGUCGUGGACUUUUAAUAGGUAUCCUUAUUCAAAUAAAUAUCAAUAAUCACACAAUACCUUGCAAAAACCAUUAUUAUUAUUGCCGCCGCCCAUUGAACGAUAUACUAUUAUAUUUAAAUACACGCUAAAUAAUAUAAUCAUAUAAAUACUCUAACAACGUAUAGUCUCCACUUAUAAUUUUAGAAAAAUAAUAUAACAUACAAAAAUGUUAUUAAAUUUAGACUUGCUCGCCAUUUAUAUUGAAAGACCCUUUAUCAUUCACACACCACCUGUACAUUAGUGAUUGAAAGACAUUUCAUGCCAAAUGAUAGUAAUAAUCACAAAUAAAUGUCUUCUUAUUGUGUCCUACCGGUCGCCAGGAUGUCGCACGCUAAUGAUAUUAAAAUUAAUAAUAUAUAAAUAAUGAUAUUAGUGAAUAAUACAUUCCAGCAAAAUCCAUUAAUAUUGAAAAAAUGUUCCCACCUAUUUAAUUUCCAGGCACCGCGAUCGGACUGAAAGAGCCGGUGGCCGUUUAGUCCGUCUACUGCCUUAAACCGUUGUACACGUCUACGCGCGUCUUUAAAAAUUUUAUAGUGAGUUUAAAAGUAUUACAAGUGUAUAAACAUUUUAUUAUUUUUCUUUUCGUUUUCAUUUUAAAUAUGUUUAAAUGCGAACAGUGCCCGUUGGUUUUCACCCGUAAAGAUAAUUUAGUCAGACAUGGGAAAACUCAUACCGGUAUUCGUUUUCCAUGUACUAUAUGUCAGUCAACAUUUACAUACAAAACCAGUCUCACCAAACAUUUGAAAAAUGCUCAUGGUAUGUAUACUUAUUUAUUUUUAUUAAUAAUUUAUAUCUAUUAUUAAUUUAUAUCUAAUAUUUUUUCCAAGGCAUCGCUCCGUCUUAUAGCCAGCCUGCAUCUCAACCAGUACGACAGAGUGUCAUACAGUUCGCGCCUCGCAUUGCUCCACAGAUCCAGAUUACCCCUCAAAUUUCCGUUCCCGAUGGCUCAGCCGGUAGAUCAAAUAUGUUAACCGAAGACGAGAUGUGUAUGCAAGCCAUGGACGAAUUUGAGAAUAAAGGUUAGUUUAUCGGGAUUAAUUAGAUUUUUAAAAGACCCGCUGAUUUUAUUUUAUCCGUC